Messenger RNA from Epithele typhae, 1350 nucleotides. RefSeq lists its product as uncharacterized. Lineage: Eukaryota; Fungi; Basidiomycota; Agaricomycetes; Polyporales; Epitheliaceae. The record is from RefSeq and is a predicted model, not a curated record. Bases 1 to 1350 code for a protein of 449 amino acids. Gene Ontology annotation, molecular function: protein kinase activity. Gene Ontology annotation, biological process: protein phosphorylation. The transcript is spliced from 4 exons.
AUGCUUGGUAUGAAGGGCUCGCACGAGCUCUCUGCAAUUUGUGCUCUCGUGGUCGACAUCGCCCCGCCCCACAACGUUCGACCGCCCCCUGACGAUGAAGACGAUGAGGGAGACAUUCUCAGCGAUAUGAUGAAGAGACGUUACAUUAGUGAAGCCGUCAACCCUUUGCCUCCUUCAAUAAGGGUUUUUCAUCCCGCUUUUGCCGCUUUUGCGGUCAUGUGCAGAGAUGGUGAUUUACCCGUCCCGGAAGACUUCUUGAGGAGCACCGCGAAGCUCAUGCUCGUAGGAUGUCGUGUCUUCCCUAACCAGACCGCAUUCCAGAACGAAAUCCUCCGUCUCCUCUCCGAUCUCCUAGGCGGUCAAGUCCAGCAAUCUUAUGUUUGUCGCACGUUUCCAGGAUAUGUGGUCCCUGCCUCAGUCUUUCCACCAUUCUCGGGCACUGCCGCCCUCGCUGCCAUCGGGGUGGACACAGAAACCGAGUCCGGUGAACUGCACUCCACGAGCUCGUACGUCGAUCAUUGGUGCCAUGCUAACCAGCGAACGCUCCUCAACAGCUGCCGUGUGCCGUCCUUUGUGGUCGGUGUCUCCGGUCCGCGCGUUUCCAUAUCCGGCGCCAUCAUCUCGGGAAAGCCUGUGGUGCAGCGCCUGACGAGGGACCUAUGGCUCUCACACGAUCAUCAAGCGGACGAAGCCGAACUGCUGGAGAACGCACGAGUUCUCUACGCCCUCACGCUCGCCCUGACAGGCUUGCGCGGGUUCUACGCCCGCCUCCCCCUCCCGACGACCGAGGCUUCCCGCUUCUUCCCCUCUGCGACUCGAUACCGCGCCCCAAGCGGCCGCCCCAUGACGUUCACGUACUCCGCCGUGCUCAAGGACCCCGGCGAAGGCUCCACCGUCUUUCGCGCGCGCCUCGACGGGCCGGAGCCGCAGGACGUCGUCGUCAAGUUCGUCGAGCGGUACGGCGCAGCCGCGCACACGCUCCUCGCCUCUGCGGGGCUUGCGCCCGGGCUGCUCUACUGCGGCGACAUCUGGCCAGAAGAGGAUCCCCCGUACGACGGCCACCAGAUGGUGGUGGACCGCGCGCUGAAGAUCCUGCAUGAGAAGGGCAUGGUGCAUGGGGAUGUCCGCCCGCUGAACGUCUUGCUCCUCCGCGGCUGGGAAGAGGGCGUCGAGGGCCGGGUGAGGCUCAUCGACUUCGAUUGGGCGGGCCGGGUAGGGGAAGCGCGCUAUCCCUCCCACUUGUCGAAGCGUGUGUUCCCUGUGGAGGGCGUGCAGGAUUUCGCGCCAAUCACUCCCGCGCAUGAUGCAGGGAUGCUUGGCCUGCUCUACCAUGGCACACAUCGUCCAUAG